Molecule: messenger RNA, 2788 nt
Organism: Caenorhabditis elegans
Lineage: Eukaryota; Metazoa; Nematoda; Chromadorea; Rhabditida; Rhabditidae
Gene: Y39E4B.10
Product: NR LBD domain-containing protein
Exons: 9
Coding region: 107-1582 (491 amino acids)
Source: RefSeq, marked reviewed
UCUCUCGAUUUCGCAUAGUCUCUCCAUGUCGCCAUGACGAAGAAGUGCUCGGCUGAACAUUAAUUUUUCCAAUUUUCUACUAUUUUUCUGAUUUAUUGAUCUCAAAAUGAGCAACGAAAGCAGUGAAACCAUGACAAAAAAAGAGGAAGAAGCCGAAAAAAAGAUUGAAAUUCAAAUCGAAGAGCACAUUAAAUUAUUUGAGGAUCCAACAGCGUCUUUCGAGGAGAAAAUGAAGAUUCUCGUGAAAGUUCCGACCGAAUUACAGCAUAAUCUUCUAAAUCGAGAGCGCUCCGAUCGGUUAUUCGCCAGUAUUCCAAUUGAGAUGUUUCAGAGGAUUUUUGAGCCAAUGCAUGAAGAAUAUGCCCACGCUCGACCAAUUCUCAUCCACAUUCUGUCGUUCCUAUGCCAAUGCACAUCUCCAGAAGUUCAUUUAAAAUUCAAAAUUCUCAUGGAAAAUGUGAUAAAAUCAGUUGCUCCGCGAGGAAAUAAGGCUGAAAUGAAUAGUACUGUCUAUAACGAUAUGUCACUUAUUGUGGCGGUUUGGGCGAAUACGCCCGGAGAGGGAAAAUAUGUAUACGAGCUUCUUCGUCACACGACAAAUUUCUUUGCGGCACAAAAGCAAAGCUUGGAUGUCGGACAAUUUUUGCUGAGCAUUCGAAUGCUGCUCGGCAAAAUCUAUCAAAUUGCACCGAUGGAGAGACCGGAACUAUUCGACAAUCGUGGCUGGCCAGUCGGUAUUCUAGCCGUUCUCCGAUGUCUUCUACAAGAACGACACGAGAAAUUCUCAAAAGAAAUGCGUGCUCUGAUGUGGGAUGUGCUCAGCUCGAUGACUAAAUUGGGAGGAAUCGCCUGGUUCAACAUUGAUAAGACGUUUGCGAAGAUGGCAAUUCAGAUGAAUCAUGUUGAAAUGCAAAUGUCGCUUCAUGAUCCUCAGAAUUUGGAUGUUCUUCAGUUUUGCAGGCAUUUGAGGAUAUUGGAGCUCUACACCAACGCAAUCUGUGAUAGCGAAAUGUUUGGAGAGGAUGGAAUGGAGGUUAUCCCACAUACGGUCGGUGAUUCGACGAAAUUCAUUCUCCUCUUCUGGGUCGAAGCUUAUCUCCAGAAAAUUCAAAUUCCAACUCAAAUGUCUCUUUCAAUAUUCAAUUUUGCCGUCUUCCUAUUUUGCCAUGAAGAACUUGCAAUAACGGAGGAAAAAGUACGGAAACACAUUGGAGAAGUCAUGUUGGAUACGGCAUUUACUGUACUUGAAGAAGCAUCCGAAAGUGAUUUACGCGGAGAAGUUGGGCAGCUAUUCAGUGAUAUUUUGGAACGACUUGCCGAACUGGAGGUUUUGAACGAACGUGUUCCGCUGUUUUUGAUGAAAUAUUUGGAUAAGAUUCGAUGUGCAGAAGAUUAUGAAGGAUGGAAGGGACGGGUUAUUGAUUGCAAAUGCUGCAUAAUGGAUCUCCGCGGACGUGUCGAUUGGUACAGUGUGAAAACGCUCAAAGAAUCCCGCCAACUUCUUCCAAAAUUCACAGAUCCAGAGCAACACGAACUUGGACAGCUAUUCACGAUUUUCGACAAAUUACCUCGUGUCAACUAGAAAAAUUUCCCCAAAUAUUACUUCUCCAAAUAAGUUCCGGGUCAAAAAUCAUAACUUUUUUUGCCUUUUAUAGAUUUUUUUGAAACUUUGGGAAUUUAUGUUAUCAACUAUGACCUUUCAUUUUGAAAUGGUCACAAAAUUUUUUGACCACCCGGAGUGCCCUAACUCGAAGCCAUUUUUUCAGGCAUUUUUCUGAUCUCGCUUCUUUGCAGCUUUGAACUAAGGUUUGUGUGCGGAUUUUACUUUGUUUAGAAUACAUCGUAAGAAAUCAACAAAAGUUUGGAAAAAAUUCGUCCAAAAACAUUUUUUUUGGUCGGUCGUCAAAAAAACUUCAAAUUUUUUUUUUCGAAAGUUUUUGAUUUUUAGUAUAAAAAUGAUGUGUGCAAACUAUUUUUAAACAUACAAAACAUUUGAGUUUGAAAUUUGGAUCUUGAGAAAUACUCAAAAAACUCAAAAAUUCUUCGAAAAAAUUAUGUUUUCUAUUAUCAAAAUAAAACAUUUUUUGACCACCGACCAAAAAAAAAUUUUUGGACGGAUUUUUUCCCAAACUUUUUUUGUUUUCUUACAAUGUAUUCUAAACAAAGCAAAGUCCGCACAUAAACCUCAAUUCAAAGCUGCAAAGAAGCGAGAUCAGAAAAAUGCUUGAAAAAAUUGGCUUCGAGUUAGGGCACUUGAGAUGGUCAAAAAUUUUUGUGACCAUAUCAAAAUGAAAGAUCAUAGUUGAUAACAUAAAUUCCCGCAGUUUCAAAAAAAUCGAUAAAAGGCGAAAGAAGUUAUGAUUUUUGACCCGGAACUUAUUUGGAGACCUAAAAUUAUAGAAAAAAUACGAACGCGACAAAAAUAAACAACGACGCAACGACACUCCGCUAUUUUUAAGCCCCGCCCACGAUUUCAUUUGCACUGAAAUGUGGCGGCCGCAGUGCAAAUGAAAUCGUAGAGGCGGGGCUUAAAAAUAGCGGAGUGUCGUUACGUCGUUGUCUAUUUUUGUGCGAUCGUAUUUUUUCUAUAAUAUUGCAUCUGAAAAUCUCUUGAAAAUCUCAUGUCCACUCGGUUUCUCACUCUUUCUCUUUCAAAUCCAUUUCUUUUUACCUACAACAUUUCUGAUCUCUUCCCCCAAUUUUUUGUCCAUUUAUUUACCUCGAUUUCCCCACUGAAAAAAUUGUUGCCAAAAAUUGUUCUUAUUUAAUAAAUCUCCUUUUAAAAAAA